Messenger RNA from Juglans regia (Persian walnut), 729 nucleotides. RefSeq lists its product as uncharacterized. The transcript has a single exon. The record is from RefSeq and is a predicted model, not a curated record. NCBI's taxonomy places the organism in Eukaryota, Viridiplantae, Streptophyta, Magnoliopsida, Fagales, Juglandaceae. The coding region runs from base 1 to 729 and encodes 242 amino acids. Gene Ontology annotation, molecular function: RNA-DNA hybrid ribonuclease activity; nucleic acid binding.
AUGAAGGUUGGGUUCAAAUCCUUCAAAGAGGUAGUGGAACAUGUAAUAGCAAUACUCAGUGAAGAGGAUGUAGAGUUGUUUGCCUGUACAGCAUAUCAUGUGUGGAGGAGAAGAAAUGCCUUUUUGUUUGAAGGAAAGUUUGAGAACCCAUCUCGGAUAGCCCAAGCAGCUCUUCAGUCGACCAAAGACUUUAAAGAAGCCAAUGACAGGGUGAAGGUGGACUUGAUCAAUGAAAGACCUACUGGAUUAACUACUUGGAGACCUCCACCACUCAACGUUUACAAAGCAAAUUGGGAUGCCUCAGUCGACCGAGUACACAGCAGAAUGGGGGUGGGAGUGGUGAUCAGAAAUUGGGAAGGAAGGAUAACAGCAACUCUGAGAUCAUCAAGGUGCAUUUUUCCUGAUGCUAAACUUGCAGAAGCAAUGGCUGCACUAAGAGCAAUUCUCCUUUGUAAACAGAUAGACAUUUCAAGAGUAUUGUUAGAAGGGGAUGCUCUCAAUGUGAUCAAAGAUAUCAACUCAGAGGCAAAGGACUGGAGCUCAGUAGGAUUGAUUAUACAAGACAUCAAGGCUGAACUUCAGAACUUGGAGUAUGGAUUGGUUGUUUAUAUAUCUAGAAACUCAAAUUGUAUUGUUCAUUGUUUAGCUAAGGAUGUACUAAAACUCUCUCAGGAGAGCAUAACAAUGGAGGGAAUCCGGCCUCUUUGUAUCCAACAUAUGCUAAAUUAA